Molecule: messenger RNA, 1068 nt
Organism: Haliotis rubra (blacklip abalone)
Lineage: Eukaryota; Metazoa; Mollusca; Gastropoda; Lepetellida; Haliotidae
Exons: 1
Coding region: 1-1068 (355 amino acids)
Source: RefSeq, a predicted model, not a curated record
AUGACGUCAGCCCAGGCCACAGAGAACACUACAAACAACGUCAUGACGUCAGCCCAGGCCACAGAGAACACUACAAACAACGUCAUGACGUCAAUCCAGGCCACGGAGAACACUACAAACAACGUCAUGACGUCAAUCCAGGCCACAGAGAACACUACAAACAACGUCAUGACGUCAGUCCAGGCCACAGAGAACACUACAAACAACGUCAUGACGUCAGCCCAGGCCACGGAGACGUCACAGGCUACAAACAACGUCAUGACGUCAAUCCAGGCCACGGAGAACACUACAAACAACGUCAUGACGUCAAUCCAGGCCACAGAGAACACUACAAACAACGUCAUGACGUCAAUCCAGGCCACGGAGAACACUACAAACAACGUCAUGACGUCAAUCCAGGCCACGGAGAACACUACAAACAACGUCAUGACGUCAAUCCAGGCCACAGAGAACACUACAAACAACGUCAUGACGUCAGCCCAGGCCACGGAGAACACUACAAACAACGUCAUGACGUCAAUCCAGGCCACGGAGAACACUACAAACAACGUCAUGACGUCAAUCCAGGCCACGGAGAACACUACAAACAACGUCAUGACGUCAAUCCAGGCCACAGAGAACACUACAAACAACGUCAUGACGUCAAUCCAGGCCACGGAGAACACUACAAACAACGUCAUGACGUCAGCCCAGGCCAGGGAGAACACUACAAACAACGUCAUGACGUCAGCCCAGGCCACAGAGAACACUACAAACAACGUCAUGACGUCAGUCCAGGCCACAGAGAACACUACAAACAACGUCAUGACGUCAAUCCAGGCCACGGAGAACACUACAAACAACAUCAUGACGUCAAUCCAGGCCACAGAAAAUACUGAAAACAACAACAUGACGUCAGUCCAGGCCACGGAGAACACUGAAAACAACGUUCUGACGUCAGUCCAGGCCACGGAGAACACUACAAACAACGUCAUAGCGUCAGCCCAGGCCACGGAUAACACUGAAAACAACAUCAUGACGUCAGUCCAAGUAAGAAAUGCCUUUUUCUGUGCCUUUAAUACAGUGUGA